This is a messenger RNA of Pseudocercospora fijiensis CIRAD86, 1689 nucleotides long. RefSeq lists its product as uncharacterized. Lineage: Eukaryota; Fungi; Ascomycota; Dothideomycetes; Mycosphaerellales; Mycosphaerellaceae. The transcript is spliced from 19 exons. The coding region runs from base 1 to 1689 and encodes 562 amino acids. The record is from RefSeq and is a predicted model, not a curated record.
AUGAUGGCAUGGUGCUGUAGUAAUGCUGCCGGCCUUGGUCCGAAUGGCACGCGUUGUCGUUGUCUUCAUCAUCGUCGACCCGCACCAGCGGCGGAGGCUGAUUUCGCGAUACCGCGCUCGCGAUGCUCGUGGUGGUCGCGGCGCUGCAUGUUGGAAGAAUAUUGCCCUCACUCUUCGGGCCUUCCUUUUGCUCUUCUUGACGCUCCGAUAUUCCCCCCUACGAGCCCAAUUCAGGCGCAUGGUCCUUCCACAGCACUAGGCAUUCCUGUUCAACGUUCCUUGUCCUGUGCCUCAGUAUGCUUCUUCAUGUUCCGAGGUGCUUCGUCGCCUUCGCAGAGGUGGUACGGCUUGAGGAGUGAUACAUGGAGGGUGUCGUGGAUCGCUCACUGCGGUAGAAGCCAUAACUCGCUGGCCUGCGACGCGGUGCGGGCUUUGGACGCGUUUUGCCAUUGGGUGAUGGGUUCUUGCGUCAUUGGCCUUCCGAUACGCCUGAGCGUCUUCGUUCUCGCGGCAGGAGGUUUGCAACCGGCUUGGGCCGGGCAGCGUCGCGAUGAAUGGACCCAGUACUCCCUUUUGGCGAAACUGCAUCUGGUAAGAAGCGAAGAUGUCACCGUGCGGAAGAUGUAUCAGCGAUGCACCGAGAAGCUUGUGCUUACGAUGGUACUUCUUCGGGACAAGACCGAUGCCAAGAGAGCCGAGAAGCCAAAGUAUGAGAAACUUGCCCGCGCAAGAUGGCCGUCCUUGACCACCAGAUCGAUGCGAAGAAAGCCACCGGGUCAUGCGUCUAGAUCGCACGUCCGGGUACUUGACGUUGGUGAGCCGGUCCGGUCCGACGACUCUGCUCUCCCAUAUACAGAUCUGUACCAAAUCGACGCUCUGCACCCUGACGCCCGCCAAGCCAACAUCAUCGACAUGCGCCGCUUCUUCCGCGGGACAUACGCAAUGGAGAGCAGCCCUCGACCGCCCUGUUCACCGCUCGCUGGAAGAAGACGGAUGCCGCCACAAGGCACGGGAACACCACCAAUAUGCGACGUUUGGAUGACGAAUUUCCUCUUCCAAGAUCAUCUUCGAGGGCCCAUGAGGCGACCAGCCUUGAAUACCAGGAGGGAGAAUCACAUGGAAGCAGACAUCAAGGAUAGAAGUGCUCAAUUCAACCCGACCUACACCACUACGGCCAGGGAGACUCCGGCGCAGCUGGUCAAACAGUCCGUUUUACGUCCACAUCCUUUCAUGAAACUGGAGACACCCUCAUCUAGAGAGAAUGUUCGUUCCACGCUUCUCGGGUUCCCAUGCGAUUCAUUCUCGUCGACGGAAGGUUGUCUUCUGGGAUCGCUGCUGUCAGGCAGAUCUCAUGCGCAUAGCCUGACCGCAAGACAGCUCGAAGCAGUCAGACUGCAGGACGAGCAGAUGAAAUCUACCUUACAGAACUCGGCUUCUAGCUUUGAGCCGUCCGCCAGAGGCGCUCCAACAACCACCAGUCCAACCACUCUCCUCCUUUAUCUUCGCAUCAAGCUUGCGGCUCAGCUCUGGCGACCCGGAGGCUUUCUCAAGCGUUGCUCAGAUAUGAGACCUCAGCUCAAGAUCACUUCGUCCGUGGGAUCCGUCAUCGAUGUACCGCGCAGCACUGAGUGGACCAAGUUGUUCGAGUUUCGGGCAAGUAUUGAAGAUGCCACCGUUCGGGAUUAUUGA